AUGGCCAAUUCUAUGCGAGUCCUCGUCUACGCUCGAGUUACGGAUAUCCCGGGUCUGCCCCAAAAACGUUAUCUCGCCCUAGGCGACCUGGUGGCUAGGCAGCUUCUUAGCCGCAAUUUCCACGCCAGUGUCCACCCGCCCGUUUAUGACCACGUCCACAUCCCAGCCGACUUCGACUCCGAACAGCCGCUUGAGCGGUGGUUUAUCUUUGACCUGAACGUCAGAAAAGCUCUGCCUCGUAGCGAACUUUUACAAUUGCCGCAUUUAGUGUACUUCGCCAGCCGCCAGGGCGAUAAAUGGAUAUUUCUGAAACGCGACAACUCAAUCGAAAGGGCAAAAUCAAAAGCGGCAUCAUUCGCUUGGGGUGGGCGUUUGGAGCAAAAGUUGUUCGCUGAAUUGAGGGCGGAAUACAGCCAAGACGUCUCCUGA
Aspergillus mulundensis is the source of this 429-nucleotide messenger RNA. RefSeq lists its product as uncharacterized. The transcript has 2 exons. The coding region runs from base 1 to 429 and encodes 142 amino acids. The record is from RefSeq and is a predicted model, not a curated record. Lineage: Eukaryota; Fungi; Ascomycota; Eurotiomycetes; Eurotiales; Aspergillaceae.